AUGGCGACCGCCGCCGAACGCGCACUCAAUGUCGCGGAGCUGCUCGAGCGAAUCUUGUUGUCGCUGCCGAUGAAAGACAUCCUUCUCGAUCAACGCGUCUCGAAGUUCUGGAAGGAGCUGGUCAAGAACUCGCCGAAGCUGCAGCAAGCGCUCUUCUAUCGACCGGACUACGACACAGAGACAUGGACGGCAAUCGACUGGUAUGAAAUCGAGUACGUAUCAGGAGCGUUAGUUCUCGAGGCUGUGGGUCCGCAAGUCAACAAAGAUGCAGAGAGCAGUGAUUGGCAUCGCCAAGUCGUCAUGGGUCGCGCCAACGAGUUACUCCUCCACUACAGGCGCGACUCCGAAUGCGUUGUGCCUGAAAAUGGAAGCUUCACAUUUUUGAUUCAAGACAGCGACCGUGAAGGACUUGACCCUUUCGUCGACGGCUACAGCCCUAUCUCCAUGGACGAAGACGAGGACUCAUCCAUAAUUGCGGCGCUGCGCAACAAGAAGCCAACAGAUAAGAACUUCAAGCCGUCUUGGUGCGGCAUGUUCUUGUCUCAACCACCAGUUACUGAGCUUCAGUUCACCAACUGGUUCAGCGAGGACUCCACAUUCGAAAAUGGCGAUUUCAAGAACUGCAAGAACGCUAAGGGCGUCACCGCCGAUGACCUGAUCGAAGCAAUGUUUGAAGCAUAUGGCAAUUGGAAGUUUCCCGACGUUCAUGGUCAGCGUCUCUACAUCUGGGAUCCCAUUGUCGCUCCUCAGAUGUACUUCAAGCCGGACGAAGGUGUUCGGGACUUCAAAAGACUCGAGGACCUCACUGGGAGUCGAUCGAACGCACUAGACUUGUGCAAGCAGAUGGACCACAAUCUCUGGACCAUGAAGUACGGCGACCAGUUCGACAGACUCGUGAAGUAUGGUCUGCUGAAAGAGAUUACGCCCGAUAUACACGUCGAAGACUUCCUGAUCCAGAAAGAGCACCUGCCAGACUAG
Messenger RNA from Cercospora beticola, 978 nucleotides. RefSeq lists its product as uncharacterized. NCBI's taxonomy places the organism in Eukaryota, Fungi, Ascomycota, Dothideomycetes, Mycosphaerellales, Mycosphaerellaceae. Gene Ontology annotation, molecular function: protein binding. The record is from RefSeq and is a predicted model, not a curated record.